AUGGCGUCUGCUGCUUUUCCUCAACCAGUUUCACGCGGUGGUGCAAACGACGUAACGGGCGAUUUUCCGGGAGGCUUUUUCAAAAUUGACCAGCGAGAUACGAAUACAGUGCUCUCAGUGACUCUUUUACCAAAUGGACAAAUAUUUACUCAACCUGGUGCAAUGAUGACUAUGGAUCCGAAUGUGAAAUUGAAAGGUAAAUUGAAGUUCUCAUUCAAGAAAAUGAUCACAGGCGGAGAAAUGUCUCAAACAACUUACACCGGUCCUGGAGAAAUUCUUCUUGCACCACCAAUCUGGGGUGAUAUUAUGCCAAUAUCUUUAGAUGGAAAUACCCGUUGGACUGUGGGUCGAGGAGGAUUCUUAGCGAUGUCUGAUGGAAUCACAAAAGAAACGAAGUCUCAAGGUUUAAGUAAAGCUUUGUUUUCGGGCGAAGGCUUAUUUGUUCAACAAUUCACCGGUCGAGGCGUACUGUUCGUCACAGCGCUCGGUGCAAUUAUUACGCGUCAAUUGAAAGCAAACGAGCAAUUGAUUGUUGAUAACGGCCAUUUAGUUGCGUGGAGUUGUCCGUAUGCGAUUGAACGAGCUGGUGGAAGUGUCUCUGCAGGCAUGCACUCGGGUGAAGGUCUUGUCUGUCGAUUUACUGGACCGGGAAUAGUUUAUAUUCAAACUCGAAACCCGGAGGCAUUGUCCGAAUGGAUUAUUGCUCAUAUGCAUAAUAAUUCUACUCAAUAA
Messenger RNA from Adineta ricciae, 732 nucleotides. Lineage: Eukaryota; Metazoa; Rotifera; Eurotatoria; Adinetida; Adinetidae. The record is from the annotation of a GenBank genome assembly.